CCUGUGGUUCUGAGAGCUCAGUUGGGCAACUUGGUGUUUUUCCCCCAGCGUGUCAUGGUGUAGCUGUUACCCAAAGGAAGUGUGUCAUCACUGUGGUUUUAGUUCUCCCCUUAGAGCCACAUGUCACUGCACUCACAGGUUUGCCUAAACAUCACCAGCACUGCCCAAAUCUCCCUGCUGGGCACUGAUGGUUGUUUGCAUCCUAGGAGCAAAUACAUGAACACAGAAAUCUUAAUGUCAAAGGACUAAAGAUCUGAAACAUCCAUGCUCUGUUGACCACAUCUUGGCAAGGGGACUCAACAGGAAGAUGAAGGCAAAGAGAUGCAGCAACCCACACCUGGCCUUCCCUGCCAUGAUCAUCUUCUCCCUGUGCCUGCAAACGAGUGCAAACCACACAGGUUACCCUCACCUCAGAGAAGGAACCUGGAGUCCCAUCAGCCAAAACCUCAGUGGGAGCCAGAGCAGGACAGAAGAAAGCACAGACUCUCCUCUGAACCUCCAUUUCAGCAGCCAAAUGACCACUUCUGAAAUGCAAAGUACCCUGCCAUCCUCCUCCACAACGGCCCAAAAUUCAACAUCUUCCCCUGCCAAAACAGGAAGUACUCUGCCAUCCUUCCCCACAAUGACUCAAAAUUCAACUUCCCCUGCUCCAAGUGCAGUUUCCACCAUGGGAGGAUUGGGGGAAAGCAGCAAACCCAAGAGCCCAAUGACCAAAGAAACCUGUGAAGACAAUAAGUCUCUCAUACUGAUUUGCUUCAUUAUCAUUGCAGCUCUUGUGCUCAUCUGCAUCUCCCUGUUCCUGUCCACAGUCAUAGCAGCCAACAAAAUCUCGUAUCUGAAAAGAGCCCAGCAGGGCAAACGCAGGCCCAGGAGCAAUGGUGACCUCCUGGCCACCAGCAGCUUAUGGCCCACAGCAGCAGGGACGUGGCAGAGGAUGCCCAAGGAGACAAGUGGGACUGAGCUGAUAAUGCAGGAGCUGAUGUCAGGGAGGGAUGCUGUGAACCAAAGGAAAACCGAAGAUGAAACUACUGAGAAGCUCACCAAAGCAGCAGAUAAUGAACAAGAGAGCAAAGAACCAUCCCAGCCCCACAAACCCAUUUUAACCAAUUUUGUAGUUGAGAUUUAAUUCACACUCAGGUAAAAAAUCAUCUUUUGCCUUUGUUAGACCACGAAUGUAAGGCAAAAACUUGGAUUUCACGUAACAACAAGAAUUUCUCACCAGGAAACCUAAAUCCAGAUUUUAGGCUUCCCAUUUCUGCCAGUGGGAAUGCUUGCAGCCACGUG
This is a messenger RNA of Sturnus vulgaris (Common starling), 1284 nucleotides long. RefSeq names its product ecotropic viral integration site 2A (gene EVI2A). The record is from RefSeq and is a predicted model, not a curated record. Gene Ontology annotation, cellular component: membrane. Lineage: Eukaryota; Metazoa; Chordata; Aves; Passeriformes; Sturnidae.